UGUUGUUUUGUUGGUGUAUUUUUAGAGAGUAAUGUGAAAAAGUUCAUACUCAUGGCUCCGUUGUAUUAUUUAAAUAAUAUAAAGAAACAUGCAUUUGCUAAGCAAAGGGCGUAUUCAUUCAUAUCAUUUACAGAAAUGAAGCUGUUGUUGUAGGACAAUAUGUAAUUAACGCGGGAGCGCAUAGAUCAUGUCUUCGGAAAGGGAUUUCUUCCUAAAAUUCUUUUAGAAUUUCUUUGUACUAAAAUUUUGAUUAUGCAUUGGAUUGAAUGUGGCAACAGCAUGCAAGAAAGUGAGCUGAAGAAAUUAAGCGAAGAAAGUUUGACAAGACAACCUGAGGAAGUGUUUGAUAUCAUUUGCAAGUUAGGGGAAGGGAGUUAUGGCAGUGUUUAUAAAGCUCUUCAUAAAGAAUCUGGCCAAGUUUUAGCCAUUAAGCAAGUCCCUGUCGAUACAGAUUUGCAAGAAAUCAUUAAAGAAAUCUCAAUUAUGCAGCAGUGUGAUAGCCCUUAUGUAGUUAAAUAUUAUGGAAGUUAUUUUAAGGGGACCGAUCUGUGGAUUGUUAUGGAAUACUGUGGAGGUGGUUCUGUAUCUGACAUAAUGCGACUAAGGAAGAAAACGCUUAUGGAAGAAGAAAUUGCAACAAUUCUUUGUGAUACCUUGAAAGGGCUUGAAUAUUUGCACUACAGACGAAAAAUUCACAGAGAUAUCAAAGCAGGAAACAUUUUAUUGAAUACUGAAGGUCAUGCCAAACUAGCUGAUUUUGGUGUUGCAGGGCAGUUAACUGAUACCAUGGCUAAACGGAAUACUGUUAUUGGUACUCCCUUUUGGAUGGCACCCGAAGUUAUUCAAGAAAUUGGCUAUGACUGUGUUGCUGACAUAUGGAGCCUUGGAAUAACUGCAUUAGAAAUGGCAGAAGGGAAACCACCUUAUGGCGAUAUACAUCCCAUGAGAGCAAUAUUCAUGAUUCCUACCAAACCUCCACCAUCAUUUAGAGAUCCUGAUAGAUGGUCAUCUGAGUUCAUAGAUUUUGUUUCAAGAUGCCUUGUUAAGAAUCCUGACGAGCGAGCUACUGCAUCAGAGUUGUUACAGCACGAAUAUAUCAGUAAUGCCAAACCUGUAACAAUCUUGCAACAGAUGAUUGCAGAGGCUCGAGAAAUUCAAGAAAGUGAAACCUUCCGUAGAGACAGAACGAAUAAUAUAGACUUUGAUGAUGAUGAAGUUGAUUCUCGAACAAUGGUAGAAUUUGUGGGAGAUUCUGGGACCUUAGUGCCAGGGAAUGAUGAUUCUGAUGAAAAUAAUACUAUGAUAGCUCAUAGUGAUACCAACACUCUUGUAGCUAACAGCGAUGUGGAAUCUGAUCUUGGUACUCUCGUCAUUAACAGUGAUGGUGAAGAUGAUGAUUCAACAAUGAAAAGGCAUGAUACUGCACCUGGAGAAAAGAAAGAAAAUUACCGUCCGUAUUUCUUGGAUCAUUUUGAUAAAAAAGAAAAAGAGCAGCAACAAAGAAAUGAGCUUUGUACAAAUAAUGGUUCAACACCAGUUCCUCACACUGCAACACCAUAUCCAAAUCAUUUUCUGCAAAAUGCUGUGAAAACGAACUCUCAAACUAAAUUAGUUCAAACCCCUGAAAGAAAAUUCUCAAAUCACCUUCAAAAACAACUCAAUCAGAUAAGCAGCAUUGGUCCAUCCGCUGCUUUGCAUGAACCAGCCAAAUUUCAACGUUCCUUUACAGAUGGUGAUUUUGACUUUCUUAAAUUCUUGAGCUAUGAUGAACUUAGUCAACGUAUGGCUAGCUUAGACUCUGAAAUGGAAAAGGAAAUUGAAGAGCUCAGGCGACGUUAUCAAGCUAAAAGACAACCAAUAUUAGAUGCCAUGGAUGCAAAAAAGAAGAGACAACAGAAUUUUUGAUUAUUUUUAUCAAAUUUGUAUGGGAAAGAUUUUCUUGCCUUCCAGUGAGUGGUGUGCUUGAAUAGGUGGCUAUUUGUGCAGCCUUUCUCUUGUGAUGGGAUUUGUGAUAUAUUAAACCAUGCCUGCCUAUGAAACCAAAAAUGAAAAAUUAUGCACAUGGAAGCUACCAUCUAUAACUAUAGUCAUAUGUAUACCACAAUCAAAAAGUGAAAAGCAGGGAAAGAUGCUUUGAAAUUUGUUCUAUAUGUUCAUAUCUUUGCUUUGUUUUAUGUCUUAUUAGGUUUUAACCUAGAUGAGCACUCAAAGUCGAAUGUUUUAAAAAGAAUGCUAAUAUCGCCUUUGAAAAUAAAUGCAGAGUGAAAUUAUGAAAGAAAAUUGGAAGAAAGUUGUAUAAAGUUCAUUCUUCAUUACAAUAUUGUAUAAAUAUGUGUACAA
Uloborus diversus is the source of this 2340-nucleotide messenger RNA. RefSeq names its product serine/threonine-protein kinase 3-like (gene hpo). NCBI's taxonomy places the organism in Eukaryota, Metazoa, Arthropoda, Arachnida, Araneae, Uloboridae. The record is from RefSeq and is a predicted model, not a curated record. Gene Ontology annotation, cellular component: cytoplasm. Gene Ontology annotation, molecular function: protein serine/threonine kinase activity; ATP binding. The transcript has 12 exons. Gene Ontology annotation, biological process: protein phosphorylation; regulation of MAPK cascade; protein tetramerization. The coding region runs from base 253 to 1905 and encodes 550 amino acids.